AUGCUCGUGGGCGAGGACGUGGACUUCUCGAAGUGGCACGUCUUCUUCACCGGAGAGCGGUUGGAUGGUCAGGAGUCCUUCCUUUUGGCCAAAGAGCUUUGGAUCGACGCCUGUGGGAUCCCUGCUGAUCAGGUUCACCCAGUGCCUCAGAUCCCUUCGGCCGAGGGCGCUGCGGCGCAGUACACGGCGGAGAUUUGUAUGCAGGAGGAGACGGUCUUGGUGGACAGCGAGGAGGGCUUGCCGGCGUUGGACCUGUUGCUCCUGCAUGUGGGCCCCGACGGCACUGUGGGACGUUUGAAGCCCAACUCGUCUGAAAUUGAUGAAGCAGGCACUGGCAAGGUGGUUUUGCCCAUUGAAGAAGCAGGUGCCGAGGCAGCCAUCGUGGGGCCAGAUUUUAUGAAUGCGGCACGGUCUGCGGUGCUGCUGGCCACGGGCAGCCACAGCGCCCAAGCGGUGCAAGCUGCGUUGAAGAAGCCCAGUGCCUCGUGCCCCGCGAGCUUGCUGCGGACGCAGCAGAUGACAUGGAUGUUGGACUCUGACUGCGCGACAUUGAUCUGA
Messenger RNA from Durusdinium trenchii, 558 nucleotides. NCBI's taxonomy places the organism in Eukaryota, Dinophyceae, Suessiales, Symbiodiniaceae. The record is from the annotation of a GenBank genome assembly.